GAAAAGUGUCUGGCGCAGUAAGUCUCGAAACUGCUUUUCCGAUAUGGCAACCCUACAGGACAGAACCCGCAGUUCAGCUAACUGCAGGACAACAGAGGCUCUUCGUCAGUCGCCGCGCCGCACACUCUAAGGAAUAUGGCAGCAAACAACACCAAGCCCAAACUCAGCAAGUCCCAGGCAGCAGAGAUCGUUCAGAAACACUACAAGCUGACUCCCACCAAUCUUCGUUUUCUGCCCAGCUACGACGACCAGAACAUUUAUAUUGCAACUGUCGAAGGUGGCGAAUAUUUGCUCAAGAUAAUGAACACGGUUCACACAAGGGACCCAACCCUGAUAGAACUGCAGAGUUACGCAAUGAAUUUUCUUCACCAAAGUGGACUUCCUACCCAAACAACCCUGAAAACAACCACGGGACAGCUCAUGAUCCAGGAAGACAUUGAUUGCGGUUAUGGCUUACAGAAGUACCUGGUUCGCCUGUUGACUUAUUUGCCAGGAAUACCAAUUGCCGAGGUCCCACUCUCACCUGAGCUACUCUAUCAAGUAGGCCGAAUAGCAGCCACAAUGGACAACAUCCUCCAAAAGAUGGAACAUCCUCAGCUCAAUGUGCUGCAGAGGGAUGGGUUCAUAUGGAGUUUAUCAAAUAUUUGCCUUCUGGAGAAAUGGUUGAAUGUAUUAGAUGGAGACCCUCUUCUGGAGAUUGUGAAAUCUGUCCUCCAUCAGUUCAAGACCGCUGUGGCCCCAAAAUACUCCAGUUUCCGUGAGUGCCUUAUUCAUGGAGACUUCAAUGAUCUCAAUGUGCUGGUUCAAGAAAAUGAAAAAAAUGGCUACAAGAUAUCUGGUAUAAUAGACUUUGGGGACUUGAACUUCGGUUGCUAUGUCAAUGAGUUAGCCGUCACCAUCGCGUACAUGAUGCUGGAGCACCCUAACCCCUUAGAGGUGGGUGGACCUAUCCUAGCAGGCUGGGAAAGCAUUUUUCCUCUCAAUGCAGCUGAGAGAGACUGCCUCUUCUGGUUGGUCUUGUCACGCCUCUGCCAGUCAAUAGUGCUUGCUCGUGUGUCUGUGACUUUGCAGCCUGAAAAUGAAGAGUAUCUGAUGUGUUCAUCCAAGAAAGGCAUUCCACUUUUACGCAAACUCUUUGAAAUAGGAAAAGAACAAGUGGAAAAAGUGUGGGUCAAAAGUGCUGCGGAGUUCCGUGAUUCACAACCCUCCAGUUGAAUUGCACCCUGGACUGUUAAUGACCAAACUAUGUUAAACCUAAUAUUUGUGAUGAUAAAUUAGUCUCACAUUCUGCAGGUAUCCAAUUGAAUUGAAAUCUUUAGUUUUCUAGGUAAUUAGUCUUGUAGGUUUAUUUUUUUCCAUGAACAAUAAAGACAUACGGAACCUAAUAGAAA
This is a messenger RNA of Corythoichthys intestinalis (scribbled pipefish), 1391 nucleotides long. It is a transcript of the gene hykk.2, whose product is annotated as hydroxylysine kinase, tandem duplicate 2. The record is from RefSeq and is a predicted model, not a curated record. Lineage: Eukaryota; Metazoa; Chordata; Actinopteri; Syngnathiformes; Syngnathidae. The transcript is spliced from 5 exons. The coding region runs from base 136 to 1215 and encodes 359 amino acids. Gene Ontology annotation, molecular function: amino acid kinase activity.